AUGUUUUUGAAAAACGCGCCUGAGGCUGUUGAGAUUGCAGACGCUCUUUGCUGUACCGUAACACACACGCCGCAUCAAGCGCGAAGUAGCAACUUGGUCGGUCGCCGGCUGCGAAGCAUGGGAUUAGCAGCAAAAAAAGCGCAGCUUCUACGCCGCUUUGACACCGUGCAGGCAAGAAUGGUUUCUAGCCUGGCGUUUUUAGUGCAGACUGGACGAUACUUCAACUGCGCGAAAAGCCAGCAAACGGCAAACUCCAAAUCACGUUUUCACAAGCGCGGCGAUUGCUUGGCUAGGAUUGUCGUCGCAUUGGCUGAAAAGCAGACAGCUGGCAAACAGGCAGAUAAGAACAUCUCGGAAAAGCAUUAUAAUCGAAGAUCUCAAGAUCCUGCCAUCCACAGGGAGGUGCACGUGAAGCCUUUUGCCGGGCACAGCGGUGCCGCAGCCGCUUCUGUAAGGAUGAGUGCCUGA
Molecule: messenger RNA, 468 nt
Organism: Peronospora belbahrii
Lineage: Eukaryota; Oomycota; Peronosporomycetes; Peronosporales; Peronosporaceae
Source: the annotation of a GenBank genome assembly